AUGCGUCUUGUCUCUGCCAUGGCCGCCUUCACCGCAGUUGCUACUGCUGCGACUGCAGACACCAUCCCUCCUGAGCUGGCGAGCAUUAGAGAGCCGUCGACGGUGCUAAAUGUCACCUUUGCGGUAGGGUCAACUGCAGUCAGCUUCACCCCUGGCAAGUUCCUGAACGCGAGCGACACCAAGAACGCGCCGGAGCUGCAUCUCCAUGACAUAGGGCUCAGCAGCUCUGGACCCUAUCUACUGCUCAUGGUCGACCCGGACUGGAAUAAAACCACCCCCCCCCCCCCUCGCACUAGCAACAAGAACAUGCUGGCUUCCUACAUUGCCCCGGCCCCCAAGUCCGGCACCCAUAACUACACCCUUUUACUCUUCGACCAGCCCUCCAACUUCAGCAUCCCCAGCCACUACAAAUCCUUCAUGCUGACCAACAAUGACACGCCCCUGAAUCAGCUAAACCUGCCACUGGUCAGCUUCCUCAACCAGACUGGACUAGGCUCACCAGUCACGGCCAACUACUUUCACAUCACAGCGGCGAGCAAUGAUACCAGUAACAGCUCAAGCACAUCCGGUUCCAGAACAACCACAAGCUCAGGCACCAACACCAGCACUAGCGCUGCCACUAGCAAGACAUCAAGUGGGGCGGGCCACAAGAUGCCCACAGGGAGUUAUCUGGCCGGUGCGCUGGCCUUGAUCGGUACAGUAAUAGCCUCUGUCUAA
Aspergillus neoniger CBS 115656 is the source of this 717-nucleotide messenger RNA. RefSeq names its product YbhB/YbcL family Raf kinase inhibitor-like protein. Lineage: Eukaryota; Fungi; Ascomycota; Eurotiomycetes; Eurotiales; Aspergillaceae. The record is from RefSeq and is a predicted model, not a curated record. The coding region runs from base 1 to 717 and encodes 238 amino acids. The transcript has 3 exons.